This is a messenger RNA of Hypanus sabinus (Atlantic stingray), 743 nucleotides long. It is a transcript of the gene prdx5, whose product is annotated as peroxiredoxin 5. The record is from RefSeq and is a predicted model, not a curated record. Gene Ontology annotation, molecular function: thioredoxin peroxidase activity. The transcript is spliced from 6 exons. Gene Ontology annotation, biological process: cell redox homeostasis; cellular response to oxidative stress; hydrogen peroxide catabolic process. The coding region runs from base 72 to 641 and encodes 189 amino acids. Gene Ontology annotation, cellular component: cytoplasm; mitochondrion; peroxisome. NCBI's taxonomy places the organism in Eukaryota, Metazoa, Chordata, Chondrichthyes, Myliobatiformes, Dasyatidae.
UUGCCAAGGGCCGAGCUAAAAUACGCUGUUGCGGGGCGGGCGUACUCGGCUUGUUGUAUAAUAAGGCAAGCAUGAGUGCAUCGGUGUGUCAGAGGCUUUGGGGAACAGUACGGUCCGGUUGUAGAUACAUCCAGCGCACAGCAACCGCCGCAAUGCCCAUCCAGGUCGGUGCCAAGCUGCCUUCUGUCGAAGUGCACGAAGGGGACCCCCACUGUGUCGUCAACAUCGCAGAGCUCUUCAAGGGGAAGAAGGGCAUUCUGAUCGGAGUGCCGGGUGCUUACACACCGACCUGCAGUAAAGAACACCUGCCCAGUUACGUGCAGGGCUACGACAAGCUGAAGGCGAAGGGUAUCGACAUCAUCGCCUGCAUUGCCGUCAACGACGCCUUCGUCAUGAAGGCCUGGGGCGACGACCAGAAGGUUGACGGGAAGGUGCGGAUGCUGGCUGAUCCGACUGGCGCCUUCACACGGGCCGUGGACCUGGAGCUGGAUAAGGAGCAGCUGAUCGCCGCCCUGGGAAGCAAGCGCUGCAAGAGGUUCGUGAUGCUGAUUGACGACGGCGUGGUGAAGAGUCUAAAGGUGGAGCCGGACGGCACCGGAGUGAGUUGCAGCCUUGCUCGACACGCUGAGGGCCUGGUCUGAGGCCUCCCGCGGGCUGGUGAGGUCAGCUGAACCUGGUCGCUCAAGACUGAUAGAAUCUGCAGUGCCAGGUGGCGUCUUACAAUAAAAAUCAUCCCCACUGGA